This is a messenger RNA of Colletotrichum paranaense, 918 nucleotides long. Its product is annotated as phosphoribosylaminoimidazole-succinocarboxamide synthase. The transcript is spliced from 3 exons. Gene Ontology annotation, cellular component: cytoplasm. Bases 1 to 918 code for a protein of 305 amino acids. The record is from RefSeq and is a predicted model, not a curated record. NCBI's taxonomy places the organism in Eukaryota, Fungi, Ascomycota, Sordariomycetes, Glomerellales, Glomerellaceae. Gene Ontology annotation, molecular function: phosphoribosylaminoimidazolesuccinocarboxamide synthase activity. Gene Ontology annotation, biological process: 'de novo' IMP biosynthetic process.
AUGGCGACUGCUAGCGUCACAUCCGUCGAUCUCACCGGCCUCAAGAAGAUCGGCCAGGGCAAGGUUCGCGAUGUCUUCGAGGUCGACGACAAGACGCUCCUCUUCGUCGCCUCCGACCGCGUCUCGGCUUUUGAUGUCGUCAUGAAGAACGGCAUCCCUGACAAGGGCGCCAUCCUCACCCACGCCUCUGCCCACUGGUUCAAGGUUCUCACCGACCGAGUCCCGGGCCUCAAGACCCACUUCAUCACCCUCGACCCCCCGGCCGGCCUGCCCGCCGCCGACGCCGCUCUCAUCAAGAACCGCGCCAUGCAGGUCCGCCGCCUCAAGGUCAUUCCCCUCGAGGCCAUCGUCCGCGGCUACCUCACCGGCUCCGCCUGGAAUGAAUACAAGUCAAAGGGCACCGUCCACGGCAUCCCCGUCCCCGCCGGAAUGCAACAAUCCCAAGCCUUCGCCACGCCCCUCUACACCCCCUCCACAAAGGCAGAACAAGGCGAGCACGACGAGAACAUCCACCCGGACGAGGCCGUCAAGCUCGUCGGAGCCAAGUACGCCAACCGCGUCGAGGAGCUCGCCCUCCAGCUCUACGCCGCAGCGCGCGACUACGCCGCCGAGCGCGGCAUCAUCCUCGCCGACACCAAGUUCGAAUUCGGCGUCGACCCGGACACGGACGAGGUCGUGCUCGUGGACGAGGUGCUCACGCCCGACAGCAGUCGGUACUGGCCUGCUGCCGGGUAUGCCGUCGGUCGCGAUCAGGAGAGCUUUGAUAAGCAGUUUAUUCGCAACUGGUUGAUUGAGCAGGGGCUUAAGGGGAAGGAGGGUGUUGCGCUGCCGGAGGAUGUGUGCAAGGCUACGGCGGAGAAGUAUAAGGAUGUGUUUGUCAAGUUGGUGGGGAAGAGCUUUGAUGAGGUUAUUGCGUGA